Messenger RNA from Acanthoscelides obtectus, 594 nucleotides. The record is from the annotation of a GenBank genome assembly. Lineage: Eukaryota; Metazoa; Arthropoda; Insecta; Coleoptera; Chrysomelidae.
UUAUAAUAAACACAAGCAAUUAAAAAAAUUAUGACCAGUAAACAGAAGAUAAAGACAUACCAUUUCAAGUCGGAAUGGGAAGAACAAUAUUUCUUUACAGAAGUUAAAGAAGAUCUUUUGGAGUUUAUUAAACUAAAAGAACAGACUACUGGGUAUGACUUAUUUUGUUCUUUUAAAAAUAUUAUUUCUUCUGAAAAAAUUGCAAUAUCGAAAAUGGUAGGCUUGACAACCGAUGGCGCUCCAGCUAUGGUGGGUCGUGAUAAGGGUCCUGUGGGGAUAUGUCGUAAAGAUGAAAGAUUUCCGCAAUUCCUCUGUUACCACUGCAUUAGCCAUCACGAAGCGAUAUGUGGACAUUCUCUAAAACUAAACAACAUUAUGAAAUUGAUGGUAAAAAUUGUGAAUAAGAUUAGAGCUCAAACGGUACAAAGAAGAUUUUUCAAAACCUUGGCCGAUGAAAUUGACUGUCAAUACGGGGAACUAUUUUUUCACUCUAAAGUCCAACGGUUAAGGUGGGGGCGAGUGCUGAAACGUUUUAAUGAUAUCAUAACUGCCAUAGUUCAAUUUUUCAAACAACGUGAUGAACUGAUGCCGUAA